Lineus longissimus is the source of this 3477-nucleotide messenger RNA. RefSeq lists its product as uncharacterized. The coding region runs from base 419 to 1360 and encodes 313 amino acids. The record is from RefSeq and is a predicted model, not a curated record. The transcript has 10 exons. NCBI's taxonomy places the organism in Eukaryota, Metazoa, Nemertea, Pilidiophora, Heteronemertea, Lineidae. Gene Ontology annotation, cellular component: nucleus; cytoplasm. Gene Ontology annotation, molecular function: protein serine/threonine phosphatase activity.
UUAUCCUCCUCAAUGUGUCUAGUGUUUAGUGGGCCUAUGUGGUACCGGCAGCAGUAUAUAGCCUAACAAUUGACAAAAAUCCCAUCCCUUUCACAAAGCUUGUUCACUGAUUCAGUGAUUGGCUAAUGGCGCCACCAAAUCAGAACCUGGCCGGUUGCUAAUGUUGGCUCAUGUCGGCGUGGCAUCAGAUGUUACCAUCAUCAAAAGGAACUCUUCAGCUAUACACUAAUCUUUAUUUAAUCAUGCAGAAGCUGUGAGAAAGUGACUUUGAAGAUCCUUUUCCGAUUAGACUUGUCAGAUUAGUCUUCACGUCAGGAAAUACCCCUCUUGGUCCGAUAUCAACCAAAAAUGCACUUGAUGAUUUAAAAGACAAAUAUUGUAGCCGGCCAUCACUGUGUCUGACGUGUUUGUAACCCAGAUGGCCAAAAUGAAGGGAGAAUUUGAUGUAGAUGCUGUUAUAGAACAGCUACUCUCUGUACGAGAGACCCCAGGGAAACAGGUGCAGCUUCCGGAGACACAGAUUCGACAGCUGUGCCAGCUGUCUCGUGCUAUAUUCCUGGAGCAACCGAUGCUUAUCGAACUAGAUGCCCCUGUAAAUAUAUGUGGUGAUAUUCACGGACAAUAUGAAGAUCUACUUCGUCACUUUAUGAAAUGUGGCUACCCACCAGACUCAAAUUACCUGUUUUUGGGUGAUUAUGUUGAUAGGGGGAAGCGUUCACUUGAGACAAUCUGCCUUGUUCUAGCCUACAAGAUCAAGUAUCCAAAUAAUUUCUUCCUUCUCAGAGGGAACCAUGAAUGUGCCAGUAUCAACAGAAUCUAUGGAUUUUAUGAUGAGUGCAAAAGACGAUACAACAUUAAGUUGUGGAAGACGUUUACUGAUUGUUUUAACUGCCUCCCCAUAGCUGCCCUUAUAGAGGGGACCAUAUUUUGUAUGCAUGGAGGAUUGUCCCCUGAUCUCAGUGAUUUGGAGCAGCUACGUGAGAUUGACCGGCCAAUGGAUGUGCCUGAUCAUGGUCUAGUCUGUGAUUUGUUGUGGUCAGAUCCGGAUGAGGACAUCACCGGCUGGGGAGAGAAUGAUCGGGGUGUGUCUUUCACGUUCGGAGGUGACGUUGUCAGGCAUUUUUUGAAGCGACAGGACUGCAGCCUCAUUGUUAGGGCUCACCAGGUCGUUGAAGAUGGUUACCAGUUCUUCCAAAAGAGAAAACUUGUGACUUUGUUUAGCGCUCCAAACUACUGUGGUGAAUUUGAUAAUGCUGCAGCUGUGAUGAUCGUCUCGGAAGACCUUACGUGUUCAUUUAAAAUACUCCCUCCUGACAAGGGAAAGCUGAUAGCUGUGGAUUCAAAAAACAGCAAGAAAUGAUGAGGGCUGAAGAUGAGCUGCAGGACAAAGCGUAGUUGUCAGAUUGCUGUCAGCCCAAUCCUCUUACGUACAUACCCAACACCCUUGCUUGACUCAGCUUUACGAUUGGCUAAACCAAUGUGUGUGACAGAGGAGCUUGAAAUUUAUUUAAACUGUACAGUUCAGAAGUAACAUUCCUUGUUUUGGCCAGCAACUUCCAGCACUUUGUUUCAUAACCAAUCAGUAUUCCUGUUAGGUGUUUGCAUAUUAUCUGAAUGUUGUUUAUGACUCUUUGGUGUUAUCAGUAUUGGCAAAUGUACCAAAGAGAUAUUCCAUUCUAGUCUUUCUGUCUGUUCCCGAAGCUAGUGUCCGGCGAUUUCCAAAACCAUUAGCAUACUUUUCAAAGAUUGCUUGAGUUGUUGAAAUAGUCCUUAAGUGGAGAGCUUGAGGUGACAUCCUUCAUGAACUCUUUAAGAGCAAAUACAGUAUUAACUUUGGCGAGUGUUAUUUUUGGGGUGAUUUUCCCAGAUGCACUGUCAAAGGUGAAGUUAAAACACAAAAUUUAAACUCUUAAAUCAUAUACACUGAGCAUUAACUAUUGAAAUUGAGCCAAUUUGCCAACCUAUAGUGUCAGGGGAAUAAACAGGCGUACUUAUCUAAUGAUAUUGUAUUCAUGCAUAUCAGCUGCGAAUGAGUUCUCUCCAUUUGUUUUUUUGGUGAUAUAUUUUAUGGAAAUUAUAACAUUGUUGUGUACAGUAAUCUGUCUCAUUGUGGUUUCUGAAACUUUAUGUUAAAUAACCGAUGUACUUAUAUACAGUGCUUGUUAAACAAUCAUGCCUCGUAUACAAAUUAUUUCUCAUGUGAUAAUACAGGGUUAACAAAAAACAUCGAUUUUGCAAUGGCAUAUCUGGUAAACUUGUAAAGGAAGAGUCUAUUUAUGUUGGCCAGCAAUAAUUUAGUUCCCGUAUAAGGGGAAAUAAUGUGCACAAACAACGAAACCUUCUCAACAUCUAUAACUUAACUAUAGUGUCAAUGUAACUGUAAACCUGCUUACCCUUCCUGUAAUGAAUUUUGAAUCUCAAAUCCCUUUUUAUUGAGACAUCCCUUGUGGUAGAUAGUCUUUAGAUUAUGUAACCUUUUACUUAUUAUUGUCUCUCUGUCAUUGAGUGUUUAAUUGUGUAUUUAUCAAUAGAGUGCAAUAUAUUUAUAAAUGUGAACUUUUGACAAAAUUUUUUCUUCCCAAAGAUGAGGUCAACCAUUUCUUCUAAUAUAUACAUGCACCAAUGUCGACUGUGGAACUAGUCUCUUGGAUUUAAAGGGUAAUUAUGCCGAGAGCUCUCAGAGAGAAUAGGGGGUGUUUUGGUAUUGCUGUUUUGACAUGAUAUAGGCUUCCCUUAUGCUGUUUCAGCCUUGGGCCUGCCAAGAGUGUUUUCAUAGACAAAGCAAUACAAAUCUCAAUCUUUCAAUAAAAUGCAUAUCACUGCGCCAGUACACAUUGGCCAAUUACUGCUUAAAUUUCCCGUCCAUUUAAGUACAUUGUGAGAUUCUCAGCUCUUGAGUAUUUUUUUGCACUGACUAAAGUCUAUUAUGUAAUGUUCCAGAAAUUAUGUAGGGUUCUAUCAGUGUCUUCUCCUAGUCAGUUAGUGUACAUGUAGUCAGGAUUUAACUUGGGCAUAAUCAAGUCUAAAAAGGCAUGUCAAAAUCAAUGGAUCUCUCGUUUCACAAGCCAUAUAGUUGGCACUGGCCCGUUAUGUGAAAUGUAUGUAUUCGUGCAAGAACUGUGAAGAGUCACUUGUCAUGUGUUUUGUGAUUACAAUGUGAUUGGGGAGUAAAGAACCAAGACAAAAGAAAGUUACCCGAGUCUACCUGGUGCCCCCUGGAUUGGCUUUGGAACCCCUGGUUCAAACCCACAAAGUUUCUUUUAGUAUUUGCCCUGAAGGACUGUGUAGACUGUAGAACCAUCAUGACACAGCAUAUUCUACUGUAUUUGGCUGUCAUUUACGAUCAUCUCUCUUUUAUCUUCUUCCGUGUCUUUCGUCAAAUCUGUUGUUUUUAGAAUGGCUCUUCUAGUAACUACGUGUACCAGUGAUCUUAUUCAUGUAUAUUCAUAUAAAUUAUGGAAUAAAUUGUUUAAAAGA